This is a messenger RNA of Penicillium angulare, 1485 nucleotides long. RefSeq names its product arylsulfotransferase family protein. The coding region runs from base 1 to 1485 and encodes 494 amino acids. The record is from RefSeq and is a predicted model, not a curated record. Lineage: Eukaryota; Fungi; Ascomycota; Eurotiomycetes; Eurotiales; Aspergillaceae. The transcript has a single exon.
AUGACUCCGUGGUGGUAUACCGCUGGCAGUAUACUGCUGUUCUCACUGGGCGCAGCAGCAUCUUGGCCCUACUCGAGUUACAAGUCGAUCGAUUUCCAGCCUCCUAAGCUUCAAAUCAACAAAACUGGCUCCACGGAGCCUGGUUUUAUCUUUCUAGGUCCCCGUGGUGCUGUUCAGCCCGCUGGCCAGGCGGCCCUCAUCUACGAUAAUGAUGGCAACUUGGUCUAUGAGGGCCCCGAAGAAGUCACUUCCAACUUCAUGGUGCAGCAGCUAAAUGGGUCUGACGUGAUCACAUUUUGGUCUGGAGAUAUGAUGAGCAUUGGUUAUGGUUAUGGCACAGUCCAUAUUCUGGAUAACACGUACAAGGAAAUCUAUACCGUUACUUUGACGGGAGACUUCGUCACUCCGGAUAACUCAACAAAGGCUUCAUACAUCGAUCUGCACGAAAGCAAUAUAACUCCCCAUGGCACGCUUCUGGUUACCGCAUACAAUGUCACCCAGCACGAUCUGACUUCGAUCGGUGGUAAAUCGGCGGAGUGGAUGCUUGACAGCCAUUUCUACGAGAUCGAUAUUGCGACCAACGAGAUUGUCAACUCAUGGAGUGCACUGGACCAUGAGGACUCGAUCCCUCUAACCUCCUCUCACCAGAAGCUCGGCGGCACCGCGGGCACACAGGAGAACCCUUACGACGCCUACCAUAUUAAUGCAAUUACCCCCACUAACAACGGGUACCUCGUUUCCCUCCGUCAUAUGUGGUCUGGAUACUACAUCCACCCCAAUGGAUCUGUCAUGUGGCAAGUUAGCGGCGAAGAUGGUGCGGACUUCACCCAAGUGGGCAAUGCAAAUUUCUCCUGGCAACAUGAUAUUCGCGUCUGGAACGAGACCGACGAUAGCCUAGAUUUGACCCUUUUCAACAACGCCAACACCCCGACGAACAGCGAGAGCCCCACAACUGGUGUCACCCUUUCUCUUGAUCUGGCCAAGAAGACUGUCACCGGUCUUCGUUCAUUGAGUGAUCCAAGUGACCCUAUUCACUCAGUCAGCCAGGGCAGCUACCAACUUUUGAAUGAGACCAACGGCCACGUCUUCAUGGAUUACGGCUCCAUCUCGAAGGUCAAGGAAUACGACGGCAACGGAGAGGUUGUCUUCAGCGGUGUAUUUGGUCCAGACAAUGAUGUCGCUUCCUACCGUGGUUACCGCUUUGAGUGGAGUGCUGUCCCAUUCUGGAAGCCUUCUUUGAACGUCACACGUACCUCCUCUGGUGCGGUCGCUUAUAUGAGCUGGAAUGGAGCCACCGAAUACGACAACUGGGCUGUAUACUCUGCUUCAUCUGAAAGCUCUACCAAUAACCAACAGGUGAGCUCUGCUAAUCGCACUGGGUUCGAAACUGCCGUCACCUUGAGCAAUCUCACCACCAACUACAUUCAAGUGGCCGCUCUGCAGGGAAGCAAGGUCCUUGGUACAUCUGAAAUUUUCUCUUUCUAA